This is a messenger RNA of Nanorana parkeri, 1412 nucleotides long. RefSeq names its product leucine rich repeat containing 42 (gene LRRC42). Lineage: Eukaryota; Metazoa; Chordata; Amphibia; Anura; Dicroglossidae. The transcript is spliced from 8 exons. Gene Ontology annotation, molecular function: protein binding. Bases 147 to 1385 code for a protein of 412 amino acids. The record is from RefSeq and is a predicted model, not a curated record.
AGGGACAGGGAGAAGCUCAGGCGGCUGUGAGCUCCCCUGCCAGUUAUUAUCUUACAGAUCAGCCAUGUCUGGGCCUCUGAGAGAUGGCAGUCCUGUCCUGCUGUGAGUUCACUCUAUAUGCUGGAUAACAGUGCAUUGCAGAGAUUAUGUUUCGGUUCUCAGAAUCGCAGAAUGAUGAGGACACUGGACCUGUCUACGUGCGUGAGAAGGGUCAGCUGUUCCGGGCAGGGUCACAGCCCUCGCAUGUCAAGUCUCGUACCCCUCGUCUCUUCUCCAAGGGUUUUUCUGUGGAGUUGUGUGUGAAAGAAGACGAUAACUGUAAACCCAAAGAAAAGCCAUUUAUCUUCACGUACACCGAGGAGGGCAGCUUGCGCUAUUCUGCCAAGUCUCUCUUCAUCCUGGCACUGGAUCUCAUUGCUGAUAACAUCCAGCAUGUGGACUCCUUGCUGGGUUUCCCAGAACAGAUCGCAGAGAGGCUUUUCACUGCCGCUGAGUCCAGGCAACAGUUCUCCAAACCUCAUAGUGGCCUCGUGGCCCUUCGCAAAUUCACAGAGGCCUAUGGGGACCUGAUGCUGUCAUCGCUGUGUCUGCGGGGCAAGUACCUCCUAGUGUCUGAGAAGUUAGAAGAGAUUAAGUCGUUUCAGGAUCUUCGCAGUUUGGACUUGUCAUGUUGUAAUCUAGGGGAUGAUCAUGAAUUGAUGCAACAUGUUACUUCUGGCACUAUGAACAGCCUGAGAGAGCUCUACUUAAGGGAUAAUUGCCUGGCUGAUGCUGGGAUCAGGAAAAUGACAGCUCCAGUGCGGGUCCUGCACAGAGGACUAGGAUGUCUGAAGCUGCUCGAUCUUUCUUGUAACCCAGGGAUCACAGACGUUGGGCUCAAAUUCCUGUUUGUUUUUAAACAGCUCCAGUACUUGGACAUUUCUGGCACAGGUAUCCAGGAUUCCAGUGCCACACGUAAGACAAUAGAGACAAGAAUGGGAUUGUGCCUUUCUUUAAAACCGCUUUCUCAGUUUGAUCACAUAGACUGCAAGACACAGGGCUGGGCUGAACAGCUUUUGAAUCAGUGGAAUACGGUUGUUGCAUCAUCUGCUAAGCCAAAAGAAUCCCUGAAAUCCAGGACUGCAGCUCAGCAUUUUUAUGGAAAAGAAAAGGUCAAUCCUCGAGACCUGGAGACCCCUACCAUCAAGUGUUCAGUAGCCGCACAAUAUAGACCACUUCAGUUUUAUAGUCACGACAGAGGGAACAGUACAAUCCUAUCGGAACAAUUUCAAGUGAAAAGGACCCUUGACGAUAAAACCCAAGAUGUCGUCUCAUCUGCCCCUUCUGCAAAAAGACUUUGUGUGUCUCUAACUGCAGAGGACUGGGACCUUCUUAAUUCUUACUGAUCCACUUCUCAUCCUUUUCAGUCUUCA